CGAGGAAGCGCGGGCUCCGGCUCCUAUUGGCCCAACAACGAUCACGUGGGCCGAGCGACGAAGACUGCGCCAAAAUUCAAACCCUCUUACUGGACGUAAGCGAAUGUCGGCAGCGACCGUCUCCUUCUGCGAAUGAGCGUUGAUAAUUUAUUUCAGAAGCGACGCUUAACGGACUCGAGAAAUUGCUGCUGCGAAAAGGACAGUCUACUAAUAUGAAGGUAUGCUUUGUUGGGAAUUUGUGAGCUGCUUUUUAACUAGAUCUUUCGCGGUCAGGCCCAAUCCAGCCAGGUUUAGCGCCAGCCGCUCCGCAGCCGAGCUGCCCAGUGUCCCCCUUUAGCCUAGGGACAUCGCCGAUCGAAGUGCCCUGGCUUAUAUAACGUUCUCCUGUUCACACUCGAAUCGCACUUGUUCUUUGCAAUCUAAUUAGGUCUGAUCCACCCGCUGAGCUCUGUAGUUACUUUAGCAGCAGCAUCGCCGCUUUUGCAGGUGACAACAGAGCGCGCGCUAUCGCGUGCGACCCUGGUGAAAACGCGGAGUGACGUGUGUGUGUGUCGGGUGUCGCGUCGGUGGGACCCGUGUGUCCGGUGUUAGUUCAGUCUUGACUUGACCCCCUGCCCUGGGGUGGAUGGAUAGAUGGAUGGUGACUGACCGAUCAGUCCAUCGGCACGGACCGCAGACGGCCAACGACUGAGAUCUAAGCAGGAUGAAGGAGAGCCCCAGACGGCCACUCAUCCUCAAGCGGAGGAAGCUGCCCUUGAGGAAAAAGGAGACCAACGUGCUGCUCGGUGACCCCAACAGAGGGCCUUGCGCGAAGACGCCGCCGGAUUCCGGAGGUCAUCGCGUCACCGAGAGCGUCCGCAUCAUUGACCACCCCUCCGUGCCAGACACUCCGCUGGUGAUCAUCCCUAAAUCUGCCGACCUCCAAAGCGUCAUCGACGCCCUCACAGCCAAAGGCAAGGAAUGCGGCCCGGAAGGACCAAACAAGUUCAUCCUACUUGGCAGCAGCUUAGAGAACGGGGCAGAGUCUCUGUGUCUGUCCUCCUUCGGUGGUGGAAGCAGCUGCGGGAAGACAGUGACUGUUGGCAGAGUGGCAGCUGAAGGAGACGGUCUGAAGGACAGGACCCGCGGUCCAAUGGAAGUCAAGCCCGUCUCUGCAGUUAAACCUUCGAAAAGGGAUUCGGACUGCAGCCUCCUGGAUGACAGUCUGACAAACAUCCAGUGGCUCGGGAGGAUGAACACGGAUGGGCUCGGCCCCGCAUCCGCGAGGAAAGACUGUAACAAGGAGAACGAGGAUUUGGCCCCGCAGCUCGUCCAGCCCCUUGGCGACUCUGAGGAAGCACAUUGCGCUGUCAAAGACCCGCUGUCAGAGAGACCGCCCUACUCCUACAUGGCCAUGAUCCAGUUUGCCAUCAACAGUAAGAAGAACAGGAGGAUGACUUUGAAAGAGAUCUACACCUGGAUUGAGAAUCACUUUCCCUACUUCCGAAAUGUGGCCAAGCCGGGCUGGAAGAAUUCCAUUCGGCACAACCUCUCCCUGCACGACAUGUUUCUUCGCGAGUCGUCUUCUGACGGCAAGACGUCUUACUGGACCAUUCGUCCUGAGUCCAACCGCUGCCUGACCCUGGACCAGGUGUACAAGCCCAUGGUGGAUCCAGGUUUUUCUCCAUCCCCUCCACCCACACAAGUUUCUGGGCAACAAAACCAGAAGCAAGCUGCUCCAGAAGUUAAGAAACCCGUCAGCUGCGGUUUCGAAAGGAAGAUGAAGCGCCUUCUGCCUCGUACCGACUCCUACCUGGUCCCCAUCCAGCUUCCCUUAAACCCCUCCCUGUUCCUUUCCUCCACAAACCUGUCCCCUGCUGCUGCUGCCCCACAGCAGAACUGCAGCCCCUUAACCCCCAGCGCUGUGGGUGGGGGGAAGAGGGUCCGCAUUGCCCCCAAGGUUCCGCAGUCAGCCCUGCCGGCGAUGGAUGCGUGUAAAGAGGACUCUGCGCACGUUCCCCCGACGGGCGAGGGCGCGAGGGGCCUGCCGGCCCAACCCAGGAGAGAGGCGAGCAGCUCCCGCCGCAAGCAACGCCUAGUGCGGCCCUCCAGCGAGGAGCCCGUGCUGCUCUUCCCCGAAAGCCCUUUUUUUGACUCGGGCGUGGCCUCCGACCUGUCCACGUUCCACGACGCGGAGGCUGAUCCCGAGCCGCGCCCAGAUCCGAGAACCCCGGGUCAGGAGUACGAUUUCAAGACGCCCAUCAAAGGACGGCCUCCGGCCUCCUCCACCCCCAGCAAGCCCCCCGGCGCGCUGCCGGAGCUCGGGAAGGUGACGCCCCAAGGCCCCGGUGCCCACAGCCUGCCGGACUUCAGCCCCAUCCGCACGCCUUGCGGCACCAUGCUAACCCCGCAGCGGCAGGACCACACCCCCUUCAGCUUCAGCAGCACACCCUUCAAGGAGCUUCCCCUCUUCAGCUCUCCCCGAGAGCUCCUGACUAUAGCGCGCACGUCCCCGCUCACCCGUUCCUGUUCUCGCAAACUCCAGGUGGGGAGCGCCGCCCCUGCCAACCGCUCCCUGACCGAGGGACUCGUCCUGGAUACCAUGAGUGACAGCCUGAGCAAAAUCCUGGUGGACAUCAGCUUCCCAGGGCUGGAGGAUGAGGAGCUGGGCAUGGGCAACAUCAGCUGGUCACAGUUAAUUCCCGAACUGAAGUGACUGAGAAAUGGAAAAGUGACUGAAAAAAGAAAUGGAUACAUGUGCAGCUUGGCUUUGCCCAGCUCUAAGAGGGAGUUGCCAAGCUGCACACACAUCUGAUAUAUCCUCCCCCACUGAUGUACAUUCAUAAUUAUUAAUUUGCUUCCCCCAUUGUUGUGCAUGUCAACAGCACCAAUUUCUUUAGCUUGUCUCUAACCUGUCAUCCCUUGCUUGUUGACUUUGCCCGUGUGUCUCCCUAUCCAGGAAGCUGUUUGUCCCCGUCUUGCUCGGUCCUCACAUAGUCCUGAAGAAACGCGUAGAAGCGACCUGCAUAUUUUGUCUUUCCCUUUAUGACUGCACAUAGGCCGUGGCUUGAAUUUGCACACUCCUGUAUAUGUUAUUUACUUAGACGUGUAAUAUGAUGCAUUUCAUUGCCUAAACACCAGUGAGACACUAACAUGCUUGGACACCAGAUCCUUGAACCAGAAGAAGAUCUGCCGUUUAUUGGACCUUUGGGCGUGGCUCUGUUUUUCUAUGCAUAAUUGUAUAAUUUUAUUAAUGGCCAGGUAAAGAAAUUGCAAUGAAACCUAAUGUGUAGUAAAAGGAGUAGAUGGUAAAGGAGGUCGUAGUUUACAUGAUAUAACUGGAAUGGAUUUACUGCGCGUGAUUAUAGCACUUCUGUAGACCAGGACUCAAAUGUUCAGGUU
Molecule: messenger RNA, 3381 nt
Organism: Scleropages formosus (Asian bonytongue)
Lineage: Eukaryota; Metazoa; Chordata; Actinopteri; Osteoglossiformes; Osteoglossidae
Gene: foxm1
Product: forkhead box M1
Exons: 9
Coding region: 704-2695 (663 amino acids)
Biological process (GO): regulation of transcription by RNA polymerase II; G2/M transition of mitotic cell cycle; regulation of cell population proliferation
Cellular component (GO): nucleus
Molecular function (GO): RNA polymerase II transcription regulatory region sequence-specific DNA binding; DNA-binding transcription factor activity
Source: RefSeq, a predicted model, not a curated record